Molecule: messenger RNA, 2175 nt
Organism: Alternaria alternata
Lineage: Eukaryota; Fungi; Ascomycota; Dothideomycetes; Pleosporales; Pleosporaceae
Product: transcription initiation factor TFIID subunit 7
Exons: 1
Coding region: 130-1806 (558 amino acids)
Biological process (GO): transcription initiation at RNA polymerase II promoter; RNA polymerase II preinitiation complex assembly
Cellular component (GO): transcription factor TFIID complex
Molecular function (GO): RNA polymerase II general transcription initiation factor activity
Source: RefSeq, a predicted model, not a curated record
AUGUGAACGACUCCGACUCACCUACUCCAGCUUCCACACCACCGCGCAUUCUCGCAAAUGUCGCGCUCGCACGUGCGUACUCGAACAUCGCCGUCGUGAACAACGAAUCCCUACGUGUCGUCGCCCAAGAUGAAGCUCAAACUCAAGAACCCGAACGCCGCUCCCAGCGAUGCGCCGCCCUCAGAACCUCCUCCGUCCGACGCGCCUACACCCAUUUCCGCAAAACCAGGAGGCCUCAAGAUCAAGUUGAAGCCCGCAGCCCCCGCGGCCGGUGAACCUGCGGAUAGCCAGAAUGGCGAGGCCAAAGUGAAGCGCAAGUACACCAAGAAGCCCAAACUCGACGAAAGCGGUAAUGUCAUUCCUCCGGGAAAGCCUGGACCCAAGAAGAGAGCACGCGAAGACGGUGGCGAUGAUUUUGAUUCACCUGCCGCCAAGCGCAAACCGAAGCCUACCGCGAAGAGCCUCGCCAUGGCUAACGAUACCGACGACGAGGAUGACUACACCGCAGUCGAACAACCUCCACCACAGCCCAUCAAAUCGCAUAAUCGCACUCAAUCUAUCAAACUCUCCAUCAAACCGAAGGGAGCCAUGGGCUCGGCGAGACCCAGUACUGCUAUCCUCAAGGUCAAAGGUGCAGGAAAGCCGCCAGUCAGACCAUACGGUGUCGGUUACGACAGUGAAGCAGAGGAGGCGGAACCCGACCCAGCGAUCGAAUCGCAGUUUGUGCUGCGCAUGAAGCCCGGCCCAGACUGCGAUCUACUGCGCAAGUCCAUCGAGGAGAAGACUAUCGGCAAGAGCGUAUCGCAGGGAGGGCCUGGCGUACACUUCCGAUUCUUCGACCGCGAGGGUCGUCGAGCCAUGCUCACUAUACAGAACCGCAUGUACGCUGCGACCAUGGUCGAGCUCCCCGCAGUCAUAGAGUCGCUGAAGAGUUGGAACAAGAAGGACUGGGUCAAGACCGCAGACGUAUGCCAAAUGUUACUAGUUUUGGACGAGGUUAAGAACGAGGACGAAGCUAGGAAGUUCCCGCUUCCCUCGUAUAUCUCUCCAGACACCCAUCGGUUUCCCCAUGGUCUGACACCACCCAUGAAGUGGGCUCGCAAACGGCGUUUCCGCCCUCGCAAAUCAUACAUUGAUGUUGAGCGCGCCGAAGCGCAGUUGAAUCGACUAAUAGAGAAUGAUGCGACUGCGGUGUCAACAAAGUACGAGAUGGUAGAUAGCGAGGCAGAAAGCUCAGAGGAGUCAAGUUCUGAAGAGGAGGUUGAUGACGAUGAAGAGAUGGCAAAUGCUACCCAAGUGGAGGAAAUGGAUGCCGACCAACUGGAGCAGAUGCUUGCUGAAGGACUCAUGGAUGACGAGGUUGAGUUCCAGGGCGAUAAUGAUCAGCUCAACGCCUUGCUCGCUGGUAACAACAAUGUGCAAGUUGAACAGGUCGACACUCCUACGACCGCUCACGAUGUCGCUAUGCACGCUCUGGGCCAGAACGGCAAUGUCGUCGAAACUGAGACUGCGGCUUCUACCCCAGCAGCAGCGACAUCUGCAGACGACGAUGAUGACGAUGACGAUGCAGAUUCUGAUGAAGACGUCGAUGAGGUGGAUGAAGCCGCGGCGGCUGAAGAGCAACGUCAAGAGCAACUCCGGGGUGAGAUUGCAGAGUUGGAGAGGGCUAUUGUUCAGAGCACAGAAGCGCGCGACAGGCAGACCAACGUCCUCUUCAAGAAGCGUGUGCAAACCCAGAUCGAUAAGCAGAAGGCCGAUCUUGCAAUCAAGCGUAAGCAGCUCGGAAAUGAGGAGGCGGAUGAAUAAACGGACCUCCUACUAGACUUCGGUCUUCUUGGGUCAUGAGGUUUGGGUAGUAUGUUUCAACAGAGACGGUAGCAUUGCGAUGGCGUUCUUACGGGAUGUAGAGCAUUCAUGUGGCGUUCUGGGGACUAGCAAUGUAGCGGUUAUGUUUCUUUAUCGAUUAUUCUCUAUUUCAACUACUGUUUCUACAAGCAUGUGUUCAAACCAAGGCACUUUACCUAGCUAUAUACAACCACUUGCAAGGACAUGUAACCAGCAUUUCUGGAAGAGCCUUCUACAGUGUGGGAACCAGAUUACGACUGUCACGUUCAUGCAAAAGUCUUGCAGCGUCAAAAGUGCAUCAUGCAAAAUCAUAAUUAAUCAAUCAGCGUC